GCUGAUAUUUUCGGUUGUAUCUCUGAAUUUGGACUCAGUUUAGAACAGUUCUAAAUCGACAAAGCGUGAGUGAAUGAGUGAGCCCGAGCAUCAAGAGAGCAGCAAGACCAGUAUGACCCGCUGGCUGGAGGUCCGCGGCAAAGUACAGAGAGUGAUGUUCCGCCAGACAGUGAUCCGUGCUAUGCAGAAGCGCGGGUUGGAGGGUGGCGCCUCCAACGACCGUCAGGAUAGGAACCUGGUUCGAAUGACGCUGCGUGGAGACUCGGAGAGCGUGGAAGAGCUGGUGGCUGCUCUACGCGAGGGCAAACCCAUUAACGAUUGGGGUGCCACAGCCACGAGCGUCGAGGACGUGGACGAAGAGCGCGGCCUGGCAAUCGAGGCCCAUCAAGUAACCACGACUACCGUCGACAACCGUCAGUGGAACCCCAACGUCACCAUGUUCCUCUAGAAGGAGAGAGCAUACGCAUAAAUACAGCAAAGAAAGAAGAAAGACAAACUAGUCUAUUACACAACAGGAAACCCAGCAGAGUCUGUCACUAAAGCUCCGUUGUCUUAAUCGUCGUCACUAUCGUCGGCGUUGGUCUGACCGCCACCCAGCAUCCCCGCAAGCAGUGACGAUGGGUCUGUAGCUCCCAUUUCCUCUUGUGCCUUUUUCAUCUCUUCCGGGUCUGUACAAACAAAAAGACAUCAGUUUCUGAACUCGAUCUAAUAUAUGUCCAUUGGCAUUCAAACUUACC
Messenger RNA from Phytophthora nicotianae INRA-310, 737 nucleotides. RefSeq lists its product as hypothetical. The coding region runs from base 74 to 448 and encodes 124 amino acids. Lineage: Eukaryota; Oomycota; Peronosporomycetes; Peronosporales; Peronosporaceae. The transcript has a single exon. The record is from RefSeq and is a predicted model, not a curated record.